Molecule: messenger RNA, 357 nt
Organism: Metarhizium acridum CQMa 102
Lineage: Eukaryota; Fungi; Ascomycota; Sordariomycetes; Hypocreales; Clavicipitaceae
Source: RefSeq, a predicted model, not a curated record
AUGGGGUGGGAUCAUGAGCUAAAGGAGUUUGACAGCUGCUACAGCAACGUCAGACGACAACUCGAUGAAUUGCUCGCAGAUGUUGUGGACGGAUGGAAGGGGGACCCCGAUCCGAAGGAGACCCGCCGGGAGGAACUAGCCAAAACAAUUUGCAACCUUCUUGAACAAGAAGCAGAGAAGGAGAAGAAGUUAUCCGAGGCCGGAAUGAGACGCUUCGUGGGCGAAUUACGAAACACAUUCCAAAGCAUGAUUACCACGCAGAGGGACAGUCGCUCCAGCGACAACAUCUCAUACGACAGCGUGAUCAGGUGCAUCAGAACGAAGAAACCGGCCAAGGAGAAGAGGGAGGGAACUUGA